GUCUUUCUCUUAGCAGCCUCUGCAGGUGGAGAAUCUCCCUCUGGUAAGAAGCUGUCCUCCCCUCCGCUGCCUCCUCCAACACUGCCAGUCUGGUUGAUGCCUGCUUUCGGUACACCUGCACAUACACAUACACACAGAGGAAUGAGAUGUGGAGUGUUGCUAUGAAGGAUGCAGAUUUACAUGAAGGACAGCGCAGCAGAGACAACUGGAGUGGAGGAGGGGGAGUCACACACAUUGGGACGAGACCAUGACUUGAAGAUGAGCGGUUCUCAGGCUGAAUUAGAGGAGAAGGACUGUCCUCCACCAGAGGAAUUAGAGUGUAAAAUCUGUUACCAACGCUACAAUGCCCACAAACGCAAGCCUAAGAUCCUGGACUGCCUGCACCGGGUCUGUGCCCGCUGCCUCAUUAAGAUCCUGGACAUUGCUGACGGGGCAGGCUUCGUCUCCUGCCCCUUUUGCCGACACCAAACCGAGAUCACAGAGUACGAGGUGUCAGCCCUCCCUGAUGAUGCUAUCAUCAUGUCCCACUUGGUAAUGCGGGACAAAUCCUGGAGCUCAGACCACAACAGGGAGGUGGUUUUGACUCCAACGGGUUUCUGCUCCUCCAGCCCAUCUCACGAUUCUUCCAACUGCCUGGUCAUCACUAUAAUGGAAGUACAGAGGGACUCACAGCACUCCCCAAGCCGAAACGGCAGCUCUGACAUCUAUGCUGAGCAGAGCCUGGACUCAGUAUCGAUGGACUCCAAUGGACAGGCUGAUCAGGACGCUCUGUCCAAGUUCUGUAAUCACGUCCCACGCAUCCUGGUCUGGUUGCUGGGUUUCUUGUACUUUGGCUCACUGCCUCUAGGAAUCUACUUGUUGGUGAUCCAGAGAGUGACACUGGGUAUUGUAUGUGUUAGCUUGGUGCCAUCAAGCCUGACAGUUUGCCUGGUCUAUGGGUUCUGCCAGUGUCUGUGCCAGGGCAUGUGUGACUGCUACUCCAGGGGCUGAUAGGAUGCUACAUCAAAACUGGUGGUCCUAGGAUGGGAUAAAGUCAGCUGCAGUAAACAGGUUUUUGAUGUGUUUUGUGAAUAGAUAGGGGGCCCAAAGGUAAAGAUGAUGCCACCUCCUACACAGUCUUUAAAAGCCUACCAGUCAACUAUCUUCAUGCAAAUAAUAGGCCAGUACAGAGACCUAAGACUGCCUUUAGUACUUGUCCGUGCUUUUGUUAGGCCGACCACUGCAACUCAGAACCAGUUUGGCCAACAGGAACAGAGCCCCUGACAAGAUGUGUUAGUUGGAGCAGCGCCUAUACAUUUCUGUAAUGUAUGUAUGUAACCUUUAUUUGUUCUGUGCUGUGUGUGUGACCUAGUCUAACAGCACAUUUGAAGGCAGACCUUUAACGUUUGACUUACAUAACGACAGCACUGAUAAGAGUCCUGGGCCCUCAUUUAUCAACACUGUGUUCCAACAUUCAAUCUUUUUAAAGUAAAACGUGGGACAUGUUUACAUUAACAGUCAGAGUACUUAAUUGGUUUUCUCAGGAUGUUCUUAAGUUAGUUAACAAUUGCAUUUAAGCAUGACUGAAUAAUUGAGAGUUCCCAAUAACAGAAAGGGAGGAAAUCAAUGUUGUAGGCGAUUUUGGCCACCUGUUAAAAUCAAAAUCAAACCUCUUAAUUGAUUGAGAGUACAAAUACUGCAAAUGUUUGUUUUUUUUCGUUUACUUUUAUUUUAAUGAGUGUUCUUCACAUCUAUAAGCCAGCAUUUAUGGUAGAACUAAAUGUUGGCAAACAUUUCUUCCCUCUGUUAAAGCUACAGCUAAAUCAAAGUUGAAUUUUUUAUUUAAUUUUUUAUUAAGUCUUUUGCAAUGCUGAAAUCAGUUGGAAGCUGUUGGAAGCUAGUGGGGGGGACGUUGUCGUGGGACUGUGGUGCAGUUUGUUUAUAGCCUAAUGUUAGCUGUACACUUCUGGAUUGCAUUUACGCUUCUAAAAUCAUGAAAGUAGUGUCCAUUUGUGAAGAUUAUCUUGCUGAACAAAACAUGUUAGCAUCAUAAACCUUUGUUUGCCAUAGAGCAUAUUUUCUGCAAUAACCCAAAAUCCAAUGAAAUAACUCUUGGCUUUUUGUUGAGGGAAUCAGGGCGAUGCUAACUUUUGGUUUGGCCUCCAAAAAUACUUCUUCCCUGCAUCACUCUAUGACUACUGACAAACAAAGAAAACAUACAGGCUACACCCUGAAUGGACAAGUGCUUUCACUCGCUUACUGCUCCCGGAUUUCAAACGGAAACAACAGCUAAUUUGGAAACGUACUCCUAUAUUACAAAAAAGUUCACCUAAAUGUAAAGGCAACCCGAUCAGGCUCCAAGAUGACGUUAUCUUCUGCCUUCUGCUUAGAAGUGGUGUAUUAACAGCUCACAGCAACUUAAUAUGAUAUAGUCUCUGGCGUCUGAUAUUGAGUGUCUGCGAAAAAUGUUGGUGCACAUUUCUAAUACGUCGUUAGCAAGCAUUAGCUCGGAGGACUAAUUUGGCUUGUUUACUAUAUAACGUGAACGUCACAGUCACCCUGAACGUUCAACCUAGUUAAACAAUCUAGCAGUUCAACAAAGCAUUGCUUUCGGGUAAAGCACUAAUUGCUUAUUGUAUGUGCCACACUCAUUCUCUCUCUGCAUCUCUGUCUGUCUUUCUCUCUCAAUGCCUCAAAUACAGACACACACACCAUACAGAGUUGUGUUGAAUGGAUUUUGGGCAUCUGAGGUAUACACCAGACUCAUAUCUCAGGUUUUUUUGAUACUCUAUUAAUGUUAAGCAACACACUUUUCAUUCAGUUUCUUGUUGAGUUGAACAUAACAAGGCUGCUCUGUUGUAUUUUGUGGUACUGGUUGUGAAAAGCUCAUUGAACUCAAAAGCACAGUUUGUGGCUAUGGGAGUCCUCUGUUACUUUCAUGCUGUAAGUCACAUGCACAUUCUGCCAUACUAAAGCCAUGCAGAUUUGUUGUUGUGUGGCAUCUCAAGGUUGUGAGCAUUAUUUAUGUGGCAUUUUGAUUUUCUUUUACAUGUAAGACAAACAGUCCCCUACUAGUACCAUCCUGGCAUAUGGACUCCUGAAAGAAAAGUCACAAUGAACUAUGUGUGUAUGUUUAUGUAUAUGUGUUGUUUUAACAAUUAUAAUUGUUUUUAUGUAACAAAUACUUUGUUUGGGAGUACAGCACAUGUAUGUAGAGAAAAAAUAGUUUUGUUCAAGUCUGCUGAAGAUUUAGGCUUCUUCUAUGGGUUGUAUGUGACCAAUACA
This is a messenger RNA of Sander lucioperca (pikeperch), 3264 nucleotides long. RefSeq lists its product as uncharacterized. The record is from RefSeq and is a predicted model, not a curated record. The transcript is spliced from 2 exons. The coding region runs from base 169 to 990 and encodes 273 amino acids. Lineage: Eukaryota; Metazoa; Chordata; Actinopteri; Perciformes; Percidae. Gene Ontology annotation, molecular function: metal ion binding.